AUGUAUCCGCCUCCGAGCGCCAUCGGCAAAGCCACAGCCAUACCGCUCGCUAUAGUCAGCCAACUUUUCACUCAGACAUUCUGGGCGUACGGUACAGCCACAAAGUACGGCCAUCAGGCUCUGAAGAUCUCAAAUCACAUGUACCUGCACCGGUUGAAAACUAUUUUCUCUACUAGUCGCAGGCGCCGGCCGGAAUACGACGAGGUGUUUGCCAUCCUCGGCAACGUAUUUAAUGCGAUGGAAACGGGCCGUUCAGCCCUCCAAAGGCACGCAGAUUUGCGCUGGGCAGUUGUAGCAGACUACUUGACAAACUUGACGGAUCGCUUUGUUGAGUCGCGCAUGAUGCUUCGGGGUCUGCGACAACAGAGGCGAACAUGGACAGCUACCGAUCGUGAGAUCCAGGGGCGCGUGGCCGAUAUGCAGAAUAUCAGUGGGGAGGCGAUGGCUCACCUGGAUGAUUAUAGAAACACGGGGGCGGCCCGCGAGUUCGACGCGUACCUCGGUCAGGUGGAGUCGUUGUUCAAUACAGCCAGCGAAGUGCAGUCAAGGCUGGGGCGAGAAUGUCGGUCCCUGCAGCACCUCGUUGUGGAAUUUGUGAAGCAGGAUGACGAGGCGCGGGCAGAGUUGUCCAACGAGCACAUGGGCCACUUGGCAGUCCGUAUCAGAGACAUUUUCUGUCAGAGCCUGGAGCAGGCAAGCGCCAUCAUUUCACACCACGAUGAACAGAUACGGCAGGCGGAAUCGUCGUGA
This is a messenger RNA of Diaporthe citri, 750 nucleotides long. RefSeq lists its product as uncharacterized. The record is from RefSeq and is a predicted model, not a curated record. The transcript is spliced from 2 exons. Bases 1 to 750 code for a protein of 249 amino acids. Lineage: Eukaryota; Fungi; Ascomycota; Sordariomycetes; Diaporthales; Diaporthaceae.